UCACUUCCUGUGGAUGUAAACGGCCAUCUUGUGGCGGCGAAGGAAGGAGGAGAAGAGCACCAGAUAUGGCUGACUACAGCAGCGUGGCUCCCCCGUCCUCUAACAACGGUGCCGGAAUGAACGACGCUUUUAAAGACGCUCUUCAGAGAGCUCGACAGAUUGCAGCGAAGAUUGGUGGCGAUGGCGUUGCGGCACCUCCAACUAACGAAUUCGGCUACGGGGGUCAGAAAAGGCCCCUGGAGGACGCUGGUGGGUAUUUUCCCAUGCCUAACCUGAAUAUCGACCAACCAGAGACGAAGAAAGUGGCUACAAAUGACGCGUUCUCAGCAAUGGGAGGAAUGGGUGGACCACCAAGGUCAAUAUCCGAGGAAUUCAAGGUACCAGAUGGAAUGGUCGGAUUCAUUAUUGGAAGAGGAGGUGAACAAAUAUCACGUCUGCAGCAAGAGUCGGGGUGUAAAAUACAGAUUGCUCCUGACAGUGGGGGAAUGCCAGAUAGGUCAGUGACAUUAACGGGAGGACCGGAAUCAAUUCAGGCGGCAAAAAGGCUUCUAACGGAGAUCGUUGAUAAAGGACGUCCAGCGCCAGCAUUCAACCACAACGACGGUCCGGGAAUGACUGUCCAGGAGAUUAUGGUCCCUGCGUCUAAAGCCGGACUCGUCAUUGGAAAGGGUGGAGAAACAAUCAAAAGCCUUCAAGAAAGAGCUGGCGUGAAGAUGGUCAUGAUCCAAGAUGGACCCCAAAACACAGGCGCUGACAAGCCACUCCGCAUUUCAGGAGAGCCCUUUAAAGUUCAGCAAGCCAAAGAAAUGGUGAUGGAGCUGAUCAGAGAUCAAGGCUUCAGGGAGCAGAGGGGCGAGUAUGGUUCUCGAGUUGGAGGUGGCGGAGGCGGCGGCAAUGGGGGACAAGGAGGAGGAGGGGGAGGAGGAGACAGCUUAGAUGUUCCUGUACCCCGGUUUGCAGUGGGAAUUGUCAUUGGCAGAAACGGAGAAAUGAUCAAGAAAAUACAGAACGACACAGGCGUCCGGAUUCAGUUUAAACCAGAUGACGGCAGUACACCAGAGAGGAUAGCCCAGAUCAUGGGUCCCCCUGACCAAGCUCAGCACGCCGCAGAAAUAAUUUCAGAUCUGCUGCGGAGUGUCCAGGCCGGCGGCCCUCCAGGACAUGGUGGUGGCAGAGGUCGUGGUCGUGGGCAGGGGAACUGGAACAUGGGGCCCCCUGGUGGUCUGCAGGAGUUUACCUUCACUGUUCCAACCAUGAAGACCGGCCUCAUUAUCGGAAAAGGUGGAGAGACAAUCAAAGGCAUCAGUCAGCAAUCUGGAGCCAGGAUCGAGCUGCAGAGGAAUCCCCCACCCAACGCUGAUCCCAACAUCAAAAUGUUCACAGUCCGGGGCUCCCCUCAACAGAUCGACUAUGCCAGGCAGCUGGUGGAGGAGAAAAUUGGGGGACCUGUCACACCAAUGGGAGGUCCACACGGUGGUCCAGGUCCACACGGAGGUCCAGGUCCACAUGGUCCUCCUGGACCACCCGGACCCCCUGGCGCUCCCAUGGGUCCAUACAACCCUGGACCAUACAACCAGGGACCUCCAGGACCUCAUGGUCCACCAGCGCCAUACCAGCCUCAGGGAUGGGGCAAUGGCUACCCACACUGGCAACAGGGGCAACCUGACCCAAAUAAAGCAGCAGCCGAUGCCAACGCAGCAGCGUGGGCAGCCUACUACGCUCAGUACAGCCAGCAGCCGCAGGCUCCCAUGACCCCGACAAGUGGAGCUCCUGGCACGACUCAGACCAACGGCCAAGGUGACCAACAGGCUGCAGGUCAGAGUGGACAGGCAGAUUACUCCAAGGCCUGGGAGGAAUAUUACAAGAAAACUGGUCAACAGAGCCAACAACCUCAGGACUACACAAAAGCCUGGGAGGAGUAUUAUAAGAAACAAGGUCAAGCGGCGCCUCAGGCCACAGCGGCAGCGGCGGCGGCUUCCACCCAGCCUGGCGGCCAGCCAGACUACAGUGCCGCCUGGGCGGAGUACUAUCGCCAGCAGGCGGCGUACUACGGCACGGCCAAUCCUCAGGCGAUGGGUGCAGCACCACAAGCCCCUCAGGGCCAGUAAUGUGAAGUGGACAUAAAGUAAAUGCUACAUUGUCGAAACAAAAUCCUUUGUUAAAUGUUUGGAUGCAGACGCCUUGAUGAAGAUCUUAAAUUUCCUUGGUUUGAAAGUGUUUCACAUAGAUGGCAGAUUUCCCGGCGAACACGUCCUCCUUUUUUUGUUUUCCCUUUUUCUUGUAAAUGCUUUGUUUUUAGUGAGGUAAUUAUACAUAUGGUCAUUCCAGCCCUGUAUACAUUAAAUGUGGCUAGAACUCAUGUUUAUUAAACUGUAGACAUUACCAUGUAAAUCAUCUCAGUUUUAAAAUGCUAUUGCCUGUUGUGUUUUUGCAAUAAAACAAACUGAAACCUCCUGUGUUGGUAAGUUGGGGUGGUAUAAAACCGGUUUAGAGGAAUUUCUGUCUUUUUGUUUUAGGGGGGGGUAUAAAAAACAAACCUGCAGGCCAUGUGUGGGUUUAGUUCUCUAAAAAAUGGUUAACUCAAAGUUGUGCUGUCCUGUCUCUCUCCAACUGUCUAUAAGACUGUUAGAUAUGUUUUGUGCGUGCAAUGACUCGGUGCGAUUCAGACAACCGUCCUUGUUGAUAGACAUUUAUUUACACAUGUUUCCUGACUUUGCUCUCUGACUUCAGUAGUAGGCAGAUGUUUUGUCAUUAGAAUGUUGACGGGUGUGUGUGCAUAUACAUGGGCCGUAAUUCCUGCAUUAACUGCGUUGCUGGAGUACUCCUUUUUAUUGUCUGGUUUGCUGACAUUGUUGAGGUAGUAUGCACUGUAUAUUGCCUUCAUAUAGACACUUCCUCCUCCACAGGCAAGUUUAGAAAAGCGGUAAGCACGUAUUUUUUCUAACCUGUUCUGCAGAAAACGUGGUUGCAAGAAAUGUUGCCUAUUUUUUUAGUGUUAUACAUAUAUAUAUAUAUAUUUUUUGUGCUGUUCUUUUUCCAGGACAGUCAGGUAAAUUGCCAUUGUAAUCCAAACUGCAUUGAAACGUUUGUCUUGCUCUUUUCAAAGUGCAAACUAACUCAUGUAUAAAUUUGUUUUUUUAAAAGAAUGUUUUUUUAAUAUAAAAACAUUGCAAAAAUCGUUUUUGCUGUCCCCAUUCUGUUAGUGUUUAUCCAAUAUAAGAACAUAGAUGUUGUAGGGUCGGGGGUGGCUAAGCAGUCCUCUUCCAUCAGUUGAGGCCUCCUAUACUGUAAGUACAAAACUGACUGACUUUCAGAGAUAAUUGCCUUUUUUAUGUUUUAUAACUGCAAAAGAUGUAGUAUUUUUGUCACAUUACCAUUUCCCCCAUGUCUCUGGGUAAGUAUAAAAUGUUCAGAGAAGAGGGCUAGUACUUUGGAUUCUUGUACCACCAUGUUUCUGAGACGUCAGUACAUCGAUACUUGUAGAUUGUUAGACUAUUUGUGUUGGUAGCAUUUCAGUGUCGGUUGGGAUUUCUGAUCUGAGGGUUUGAAUGUCAGCAUUCUGUUUCACUGUUGGUAGGAACUGUUUUUUUAAGGCUGCCCAUUUGGUUAUUUGCGUUUUCUGAAAUGCCGUAUCUGCGAAGUGCCAUUGUCCAGGUUGACUUAUGUUUAGAAAACGAUUCGAAAAUGCCAUUUAUUUGCAACGUAAUGCUUAGAAACUGCCCAACUGCAUAACUCCAGUGUAGCAUGCAUAGGCUUCUUCUGCUAUUCUUUCAAUGUCCUCCAUGAGCAUGUGGAAUGGUAGUAGUGGAAGUUCUUCUGACUAGCCCAGUAUUGAUUCAUGACAUUUUUUCUGAAUGAGCACUGUUGUGAAAGGCUGUUAACUUUAAAGCAUUGUUCACUGAUGGCAAACAGUGCAAUAUAUAUCUGAUCUUUGCAGUGUCGUCCAUGACCUUGCACCUUAGGUUCUGCUGCAAUAACCCAGGUAAGCGAAACCUAAGGAAACUGGUGUUUUUGUCUGUAGUGACAUGACCAAUUUACAUGCAAAGAAAUGCAUACCCUCUUGUCUUUAACAUGCCUCAAUGCAUUUAUGCUUAGCUGUAAAAGAUAAUGUCCACAAUUUCCAUAGUAUGAAGUCUUAAGAUCUGCUUUCAUGAAUGAACUGCAUGACAUGACCUUUUGUUACAUGACGUUUGACUUUUUAAAGUGACUACCCAGAAAAGGUUGUUGCAUAGGCUCCAUGAGGAAAUGUUGUCGUAUGUGCUUAAAUAUUUGACGGCCUUUUAAAAAAAAAAAAAAAACCUAUCCCG
Pungitius pungitius (ninespine stickleback) is the source of this 4307-nucleotide messenger RNA. It is a transcript of the gene fubp1, whose product is annotated as far upstream element (FUSE) binding protein 1. Gene Ontology annotation, molecular function: mRNA binding. Bases 66 to 2108 code for a protein of 680 amino acids. The record is from RefSeq and is a predicted model, not a curated record. The transcript is spliced from 20 exons. Gene Ontology annotation, biological process: regulation of DNA-templated transcription. Lineage: Eukaryota; Metazoa; Chordata; Actinopteri; Perciformes; Gasterosteidae. Gene Ontology annotation, cellular component: cytoplasm; nucleus.